AUGACAGACGCUCCUGAGGCCUACGCGUCCACUUCUGCCCGCGACGCUCCCCCCGAAACCGCCUCCACCUCCAAAGCAGACACGCCGUACAUCAACCGCGAUGGGAAAACCGUAAGGAGGGUGCGUAUCUCUAAGCGUCGCCCUGCGCGCGUCCAAGUCGACCCGGCCACCUUCAAACCCGACGAACGUCCUGUGCAAACUGGUACCAUCUUCAACAUCUGGUACAACAAAUGGAGUGGAGGAGAUCGCGAAGACCCAUACUUAUUCAAGCGUCAGUCGCCCUAUCGAUGUGUCAUAUCCCGCGACUCUGGGUAUACACGGGCAGAUUCUAAUGCGGGGAGAACCUUCUGUCUCUACUUUGCGCGUGGUUCUUGUGUCAAGGGUGCCGAUUGCGAGUACUUGCACCGCCUACCGUCCAUUACAGAUAUUCCCCCCAGUAACGCUGAUUGCUUUGGUCGUGAGAAGGAGGCGACUUACCGUGAUGAUAUGGGCGGCGUGGGAAGCUUUGAGCGUAUCAACCGGACCUUAUACGUUGGCAGGAUUGCACUUAAGGGUAGUCCGGGUGAGCUUGAAGAGGCUGUUGCGAGGAACUUUGCGGAGUGGGGAGAGAUUGAAAGGACCCGAGUGCUAGGAGGAGGUCUGACUGCGUUUGUCACCUACAUGAACGAGGCAAAUGCCCAAUUCGCUCGCGAAGCAAUGGCCUGCCAGUCGAUUGGCGGUGGAGACGAGAAGAAUCCGGAGAUUCUCAACGUUCGCUGGGCCACCCCCGACCCGAAUCCAGCUGCCCAAGCACGCGAAGCACGUCGCAUCGAGGAGCUUGCCGCCGAGGCAAUUCGUCGAGCUCUACCAGCAGCCUACGUCGCCGAGGUCGAGGGCAGAGAUCCCGAGCAGACGAAGCGGAGGAAGAUAGAGGGCACACUUGGACUCGAGGGAUACGAGGCGCCAGACAAUGUAUGGUAUGCUAAGGAGAAGGGCCAAUUGGAGGCGGGUAAAGAGGAGUCAAAGAAGGAGGAGGUCACUCAGGGGAGGUCGCGAUACAUUCCACCUGGCCAUGAGUACAGAGAUGGCGAAUGGUACAAGAAUGGUGAGAGGCUCCUCAAGCCUUGGGAGCACCACUAUAUCAAGAACUUCUGGCGCAAGUCAAUUGAGAAACUGGAGGAGGAGAAGCCAUCGAUGUGGGAGGAGCUAGCUGAGGAGCGUAAAGGGCACAUUACGGACCUGCUGAAGAAAGAGAAGGAAGAAGAGGCCAGGCACCCUGACUGGUUCCCGCCACAGCACGCCCCCUGGCGCCCACCAAUGAAGAAGGUCCGUUUGGUGGAGUAUUCGGAUAGCGACGGUGACUAG
This is a messenger RNA of Lindgomyces ingoldianus, 1344 nucleotides long. RefSeq lists its product as uncharacterized. The record is from RefSeq and is a predicted model, not a curated record. The transcript has 2 exons. NCBI's taxonomy places the organism in Eukaryota, Fungi, Ascomycota, Dothideomycetes, Pleosporales, Lindgomycetaceae. Gene Ontology annotation, molecular function: metal ion binding; U6 snRNA binding; pre-mRNA binding. Gene Ontology annotation, cellular component: U2-type catalytic step 1 spliceosome; Prp19 complex; U2-type catalytic step 2 spliceosome. Bases 1 to 1344 code for a protein of 447 amino acids.